This is a messenger RNA of Prorocentrum cordatum, 2974 nucleotides long. NCBI's taxonomy places the organism in Eukaryota, Dinophyceae, Prorocentrales, Prorocentraceae. The record is from the annotation of a GenBank genome assembly.
GUUCAAGGGCAAGAGGUCCGGCGUCUCGGCCUCGCCCGCCGCCGCGGCGGGCGGGGCGGCUGCGGCGAAGGCCGGUACGGUGGCACCAAGGGCGAAGGCGAAGGCGAAGGUGGCCGUGAAGAGGAAGCGUCCUGUGAUCCCGGACGCAGAGCUCGGGUUUCGGCUGUUCAAGGUGCGCGAAGCCAAGAGGUUUUCCAUGCAGUCCACGGAGGACGACAUGCGCAAGGAGCUCCGGACCGCCGGUGUCUACGCCGCCCUCCCUGGCAGGGAGGGCGCGGCGGAGACACUGCCGACUUCUACCGAUUUCUGCCGAUUUGGUGCUCCGGUCGACCCGAUCCGGCUCCUCGAUCUGGCCGAGCAGGCUCCCGAGGGCCGUGCGUCCCCGAGCGCCCCAGAGCUCUUCAGGGCGCGCCCGGAGGGCGGGCCCGGCCGCCCCCUGCGCGGGGGCCGUCCUCGCGGCGCGCGCGGCGGGGUCGCCAUGGCCGGCGGGGCCGCCCGGCUGCCCGCGCUGCUGGCCGCGGGCUGGGCGGGCGCGCGCGGCGUGGAGCAGCCGGCGGCGGCGAGGCCUGCCGCCUCCGCCUGCUGGACGGGCGACUUCACCUUCCAGCGCUGCUGCCUCCAGCGGUCCGCGGCGCAGGACUGCUGGCAGGGGGCCUACACCUACGAGCGCUGCUGCCUCGCGCACCCAGUGCUCGCCCGCGCCGACGUGGACGCCGCCCUGGCAGGAGGGGGCAGCUGGGCGUGCGGCUGCGCCGCAGGGCAGGCCGCCUCCUCAGGGGCGGGCGGCGCGUGGGACUGGUGCGGGGCGCGCCGGGCCGCGAUGCUCGGCUGGGACCUCGGGCCGCUCUACGCCCAGUUCCUGCACCUGGGCCAGGCCACGCUGUCGGCGUGCCCCGUGGGGGCCCUGCUCUUCGCGGUGGCCGACGCGGCCUCGAAGGCCAACCAGGGCGUGGCGCCGGCCAGCUCGCCGGCCCUGCUGUGGGCGGACGAGCUCGUGACGCUGCUGGUGGCGGCCGCGGGGCCCGCCCUGCUGGAGCGGUGGGUAGACUCUGGGUGGAACGUGUUCCUCAUGGCCUCGCACCUGCGGCGCCGCCUGCGGAGCGCGCCGCCGGCGGGCGGGGAGGCCGACGAGGCGUGCGCCGUGGACGGCGGCGCGGAGGGCGCCUUCCUGCGGCAGGCCGCGGAGAUGAUCCAGGGCGGGGCGGCGGUGCCGCUGCCGGCCGCCGCGGCCUUCCUGGCCGCCCUCGAGGGCGGGAGCUGCCCGCCGCCGGGCGCCGCGCAGGCCGGCGGGGCGGCGGGCUCCGCGGGGCACCGGGGCUGCUGCCUGCCCCGCGCGCUGGGCUUCGCCGCCCUGGCGGACGCGUCGGCCGUCGCCGGGCGCGUCCAGGAGAGCCGGGAGUUUCUGGGGCUCGCCAGCGGGGCGCUGGCCUCCGCCGUCGGCGGCGGAGCCCAGGGCGCCUUCGUGGCGAUGCUGCGCUCGAAGUGGCCGCUCGUGGACGCAGUGGAUCGCCUCUUCCAGCAGCCGACCAUCGAGCUGAAGGUGGCCGACACGAUCAGGGGCAUGCUGCGCAAGGAGCCCCAGGGCGCGCUGGCGUCCCCAGGCAGCUUCCAGAUGCGCAUCUUCCCGCGCAGGGAGAUCGUGUCCAACAUGAUCCGGUUCGUGCGCACUCCCUUCUGCGGCAUGCGGCCCUUCCUGCUCCUGAUUGAGCGCAUCGCGGCCUCCGCGAGCACCGCGCCCGGCGUGCUCACCUUCGUUGAGGGCGGGCCGCACGUGGGCGACUGCACUCUGUGGGCCGCAGCUGCGCUCGAGUCGGCUGGAACAACUUUCUUCGCAGCGGGGUACGAGCCGCUCCCGGACGCAUCCGCGCUGUUCCGAGACAGCGUGCUCGCCAACAGCUGGGACGGUCGGGUGGUGGUCGUGCCGCGCGCGCUCGGUGCGAGCGACGGCGAGAAGGUGACACUCGCGUAUUUCCCAGGUCACAACGGCGAGGGCACUACCGUGCGCGCCGCGGCCGACGCGCACUGCGGUGAGUCGUGCACUGGCUUCUCGGAGAUCGCCACCGUGACGCUGGACUCCUCCUGGCCUGCACUGCGUGCCGGGCGCCUGGACAUGCUGAAGUUGUCGGUCAACGGCGAGGAGCUGAACGUCCUGCGCGGCGCGCGAGCGCUGCUCGCCAAGCGGCAAGUGUGCAGCGCGCUGGUGCACGUGACUAAGGACGCCCAGCGCGGCUACCUCGACAGUGCUGCGGCCGCUGACGCCGCGGAGAGCGGUCUGGAGGGCGCUGGCGGGGCGGCUGGCGGCGAUCCUGGCGAGCCCCGCGGGUUCGCGCCCGAGCUGUGGAACCUGCUCUCCGUGGCCGGCGGGCUGGAGUUGCUGCACCACCUCGACGAGGACACCACCAGCCAGGUGGCCUCCCACGACAGGAGAGGGAGCGCCCGAGCACCCGCCGGCUCCGCUCCGCGGCGGAGCUGGACGCGGUCUUCCGGGCGGAGGCCUCCCCGCACGACUACCUCGUGGCGCGGCAGGAGCACGCGGGGCCGGGUACGCCCUGCGAGGGCAGCGUCGUGCUGCACCACUGGGGCGCCGUCUUCGGCUGAGGCAGGGCGCCUUGGGCAACGGCGCGCGCUCCUCCUCCUCCUCCUCCUCCUCCUCCUCCUCCUCCUCCUCCUCCUCCUCCUCCUCAGCCAGCACGCAGCGGCGGACAUCAUCGUGUGCUGUACAGGGCCAGUGCCGCGAAAACGUGGAGUCUGCGGCACAGGCGGCGCCGCGCUUUUGAUCUGCGCUUCGGGGUUGCGGGCUGCAGCGCCCCCCGCCCGCGUCAGCAACCUGACGUGCGGAGCCUGGGCGUUUCCGUUGGAGCUCAACACCUCCUCCAUUCGCCGGUCGCCAGUCCGCGCUAAUUUGCGGGGCGCGGGCGUGCUCUGGAGGCCCUGCUCGGCGCACGCGUUCUGCGCCGGGGCCGGCCGGCUGUGA